CUCUCCCUUCCUCUGUCUCUGUCUCCCCGCUCCCUUCUUCCUCUGUCUCUUCACUCUCCCGUUUCUCUUCCUGUCCCCUUCUCGCUUCUCUCUCUCAUUCCUUCCUCCCUCUUUCCUCUCUUUUUCAUCGGUCUCUUCCCUCUCUCCUCCCUCUGCUUCCUCUCUCUUUCCUCUCCCUUCUUCCUCUUCUCUCUGGCUCUGUUCUGUCUCUCUCCCCUUUCCCGUCUCCCUCCUUCCUUUCUCCCUCUUUUCUGUCACUGUCUGUCUCUCACACGUGAGAACUGACUGAUAAAGAGCAAGGACAGAAACUCACAAGGGGGGCCAGAGACAGAGAAAAGGAGAGAGAGAAACAGAAAAGAAUCCGAGAGACGCGCACAGAGACCGGGAAGGUUAAAAGGAGCUGGAGAGAAGGGAGCUCCAGGAGGACGGAGGCGGAGGCAGGGCCCGUAAAAGCUAGAGCGCUCGGAGGGGUGUCCGCGGGGGGCGAGGCCACCCCGACAUGGAGAACGGGGACCACGGGACCCUGGAGGACGGGGACUUGGAGGAGGACACCGCAUUGGCCCUUCAGCGUCUGGUUGACCUCACAGCCAGAAGGGUGACUCCUGUUCGGAGCCUGAGGUCCUGCUACCGACUGGUCCGGGAGUUGGGCGCCGGCACCUACGGCCGUGUCCUCCUGGCCCGGCCCCGUCGAGGGGGUCCCCCCGUCGCCCUGAAGCUGCUCCCACGGGCCUCCGCGUCCCGGGCCACGUUCCUCCGGGAGUUCUGCGUGGGCCGCUGCGUCUCCUCGCACCCGGGGCUGCUCGGCACCCUGGCCCCCCCGCUGCAGAGCCCCCGCCACUACGCCUUUGCCCAGGAGCUGGCGCCGUGCGGCGAUCUCAGCGCAAUGUUGGAGGAGAGGGGCCUCCCCGAGCUGCAGCUGAAGCGGGUGGGGGUCCAGCUGGCCGGAGCCCUGGACUUCCUGCACUCCCGGGGCCUGGUCCACGCCGACGUCAAGCCCGACAACGUCCUGGUCUUCGACAGAGCCUGCCGCCGGGUGGCCCUGGGGGACUUCGGGCUGACCCGGCCGGAGGGCUGCCCCGCGCCCGCGCCGCCCGGGCCCCUGCCCUCGGCGCCCCCCGAGCUCUGCCUCCUGCGGCCCCCGGCCGCCCUGGCCCUGCGGCCCGAGCUGGACUCCUGGGGGCUGGGGGUCCUCCUCUUCUGCGCCGCCACGGCCGCCUUCCCCUGGGCCGUGGCCCUGGCUCCCGACCCCGGGUUCGAGACCUUCGCGGCCUGGCAGACGGCCCGUCCCCAGCCGGCCCUGCCGCCCCAGCCCUGGGCCCGGUUCUCGGCCGCGGCUCAGACCCUCCUGCGGGGGCUGCUGGCCCUCGAGCCCGAGAAGAGGAGCCCGCCCACAGCUGUGCUGGACUGGGUUGGGGAGGCCUGGGUGGUCCAGCUCCAGGGACUCCCUGGCCAGGUGGUGAGGCAGGUGGCCUGGGCCCCUGCCAGGUUCCCCCCUCAGGCCCCCCCACAGUCAGGAGCCACCUGGACUGAGGAGACAGCUGGUGUGAGGGGGAGGGGGGAGGCGGCCUUUCUCACCUCCUCCAGAGGGCCGGGUCCUUGUCCCUUUGGGGGGUGGCUCCCUUGGCCCUUUGGGGGGGCGGCUCCCUUGCCCCUUUGGGGGGAGGCUCCCUUGCCCCUGUCACUCUUGGGGAGCGGCUCCCUUGCCCCUUUGGGGGGGCGGCUCCCUUGCCCCUGUCACUCUUGGGGGGUGGCUCUCUUGCCCCUUUGGGGGGGCGGCUCCCUUGCCCUUUUGGGGGGUGGCUCCCUUGCCCCUGUCACUGUUGGGGGGCGGCUCCCUUGCCCCUUUGGGGGGGCGGCUCCCUUGGCCCUUUGGGGGGGCGGCUCCCUUGCCCCUGUCACUGUUGGGGGGCGGCUCCCUUGCCCCUUUGGGGGGAGGCUCCCUUGCCCCUUUUGGGGGGAGGCUCCCUUGCCCCUGUCACUCUUGGGGGGCGGCUCCCUUGCCCCUUUGGGGGGAGGCUCCCUUGCCCCUUUGGGGGGAGGCUCCCUUGCCCCUGUCACUCUUGGGGGGCGGCUCCCUUGCCCCUUUGGGGGGAGGCUCCCUUGCCCCUUUGGGGGGAGGCUCCCUUGCCCCUGUCACUCUUGGGGGGCGGCUCCCUUGCCCCUUUGGGGGGGCGGCUCCCUUGCCCCUUUGGGGGGAGGCUCCCUUGCCCCUGUCACUCUUGGGGGGUGGCUCCCUUGGCCCUUUGGGGGGGCGGCUCCCUUGGCCCUUUGGGGGGCGGCUCCCUUGCCCCUGUCACUCUUGGGGGGCGGCUCCCUUGCCCCUUUGGGGGGAGGCUCCCUUGCCCCUGUCACUCUUGGGGGGCGGCUCCCUUGCCCCUUUGGGGGGCGGCUCCCUUGCCCCUUUGGGGGCCCCAGUGAUUCACUGCAGGCGGGCAGAUGCCCUGGCUGGCAUCCCGGGAGGGGCAGCUGGGGUUGGAGCCGCCUCUGUGGGCCCCCUCCCCGAGCACAGCCUCCCUCAGCCACUGCCUCAGGGCCACACGGGGCCCAGGGGAAGGACGGAGGCUCUCAGGGCUCUUAACCACUUGGAUAGGACGGCUUGGGGGCGGGACCGGGCAAGGAAAAGCCACGUUUAUCAAAUAAAGCUUCCCUGGCCACAC
Messenger RNA from Antechinus flavipes (yellow-footed antechinus), 2657 nucleotides. It is a transcript of the gene SBK3, whose product is annotated as SH3 domain binding kinase family member 3. Gene Ontology annotation, biological process: protein phosphorylation. The transcript is spliced from 8 exons. Gene Ontology annotation, molecular function: ATP binding; protein serine/threonine kinase activity. NCBI's taxonomy places the organism in Eukaryota, Metazoa, Chordata, Mammalia, Dasyuromorphia, Dasyuridae. Bases 500 to 2578 code for a protein of 692 amino acids. The record is from RefSeq and is a predicted model, not a curated record.